CCUUCAAUCAGCAAAAUGCAUCCUGGGACUGUCAGGCUCCUCCUCCUCCUCGCUCUGCACCCUCUGACCUCAGCUCACCUGGAGGAGGCGGAGAAGUUGCCUCUGGAGGUGAUUGUGGACAGUUCCCCCUGCAGCGCCACCUGUGGGCUGGGUGUGAAAACACAAACCCUGUGUCUGCUAAAAGAUGGACGGACAGCCAUGAACGAGGAUGUGAGCAGAAGAGACGGAGCACAGGUGUCGGAGAAGUGUCGUGUUCGUAAGGUGAGGUGUCAGGAGUCGUGGCAGUGUGGACUCAUGACCAUGACUGUGACUUCAGGAGAGAGGGUGGAGGUCGACUGUGUGGGAGACGUCAUGGAGGCGGUGGGGAGGUUCUCCUGGAGGGUGUCUUGGCGUUUGGCUCGAGGAAUCAUCAGCUCCGAUGACUUCCUGUUCGCUCGCUGGGACGCUCCUCUGCUGGAUCGAGUGGUUCUUGAUCCUGUUAGGGAGGAGGACGCAGGAACUUACUGCUGUGACGUGCGGGAUGCCUCCUACCGCAGGGUAAAGAGGGUCUACUGGGGGAUCCGGGUUUUGCCCGUCGGGGUCCUCAACCUGAACGUAAACUAUCUGGAUCAGAACGAGUCUGCUGGAGACCAGAAUAACCCGACCAUGGAAGAGCUGGACUACUGGACUCAUGUUAUCUUUGUACGUUUUAGAUCGGGGGAAACGAGGGAUUGAGAGAUGAAGAAAUGCAGUUAGGAGAAUUUUGGUUACCAAUUUAAUUACGCUGCAUUCAUGUGUUGUGAGAAGCAAUGAUCCCUCUAACCAUGCAUCACAUGUAUCGUGUCUGAACAUGCAGCGGGUGUUCUGUGUCUGCGCGACGCUCUUCAUGGCGCUCAUCCUGCUGCUCUGCUGGGGCGGACAGCGUGAAGCGGACAUGAAGGAGGAGGGCGUCUGACUGCUGAAGCUCAGUGCUCGGAUGUGUGCCA
Molecule: messenger RNA, 965 nt
Organism: Labrus mixtus (cuckoo wrasse)
Lineage: Eukaryota; Metazoa; Chordata; Actinopteri; Labriformes; Labridae
Gene: tmem81
Product: transmembrane protein 81
Exons: 4
Coding region: 16-714 (232 amino acids)
Source: RefSeq, a predicted model, not a curated record